Molecule: messenger RNA, 1844 nt
Organism: Brassica napus (rape)
Lineage: Eukaryota; Viridiplantae; Streptophyta; Magnoliopsida; Brassicales; Brassicaceae
Product: chaperone protein DnaJ
Exons: 3
Coding region: 276-1577 (433 amino acids)
Cellular component (GO): cytosol
Molecular function (GO): protein-folding chaperone binding
Source: RefSeq, a predicted model, not a curated record
AAAAACAAAGUCAACUAAAGAUAUCAAUUUUUAUAAAAGUUAGCUCCCGAAUAUAUAAUUCAAUUAAAUGGGUUUACGGCAUUUUUAGCCAUGGUUUCAUUUUAAAAUUGAAAGAAAAAAGAUUCCUAAUAAAAGCGGGAGGCCAAACAUCUCGGCUCUUCGUGUCUGUCUGGUAAUUAAUUCCUACGCACGACAAAGUUCUCCUAAUCUCUCUCUCUCUUCUGGUCUUCUCUUUCCGACAUUUGCCCGAUCAAUUUUUUCUUCUUCUCGAUGCAAUGACAACUCCACGAUCGCCGGCGACAGAUUUCUUCGGAAUCUCCAAGACAGCAUGCAAAGCUUACAAAUCCAUCGUCACAAAACUGCAUCCUCUCUCUUCUCAUCGCAAAACCGACUCUCACUCCGACAACGAUUCCACGAUCCACCAGAAAUAUCUAGAGGAGAAAUUCGCGGAGGAGGAUGAUCUCAUCGCUGCUCGGAGAGGUCUCCGUUUACAGAGCAUGGACGACAGCUCCGUCUUCAAACGCCGUUCUUCUCUCUUAUCAAACUCCAGCAGCCGCCGCAGCCACACGCCGCAAGCUCGUCCCACAUACCUCACCUCCGCCUCUUCCAACCGCCGCUCCACUUUCUCAAGAACCACCAGCCGCAGAGACGACGGAGGCGGCAGCAGCCACGGAGGCGUAGGGAGAACACACGGCCUCAAAUCUCGCCCCGUCUCCAACAGCGCGAGCCCGAUGACGUCGCCUUUCACGAGCCCGAGAGGGAAAGAUCAGACCCUGGGAGAUUUGUUCGGCUCCGCGCAGGGGCUAACGUCUCCUCCGAGCUCUACACCGUCUUCUCCUAAAACCAUUUCGAAGAGCCGUAGCAAGAGAGAUAAAGACGGGAGAUCAGGGUCCACGACGUCGUUUUCGAAGAGCACGAGCACGAGACAUCAGUCGAAGAGGGAUACGGGUGGGUCAGUGGGGAGGAGCGUGAGCAGGAGGAGCACGACGCCGAUAGUUUUCUCUCAGUCGACUCAGCCGAAGAAGCCGCCGGCUGUGGAGAAAAAGCUCGAGUGUACGUUGGAAGAGCUCUGCCAUGGUGGAGUCAAGAACAUCAAGAUCACUAGGGACAUUAUUACCGAUGAAGGGUUGAUUAGGAAACAAGAAGAGACGUUGAAAGUGAACAUCAAACCAGGAUGGAAGAAAGGGACCAAGAUCACAUUCGAAGGAGUAGGCAACGAGAAACCUGGCUACCUCCCUGAAGACAUCACGUUCGUGGUCGAAGAAAAGAGACAUCCUUUGUUCAAAAGACGUGGUGACGACUUAGAGAUUGCGGUCGAGAUUCCACUUGUAAAGGCUUUGACUGGAUGCAAACUCUCGGUGCCGUUACUGAGUGGUGAGUCGAUGUCAGUAUCUGUAGGAGAAGUCAUCUUUCAUGGGUUUGAGAAGGCUAUUAAAGGUCAAGGUUUGCCUAAUGCUAAAGAAGAAGGUAAACUAGGAGACUUGAGAAUCACGUUUUUAGUGAAUUUUCCUAAGAAGUUGAGCGAAGAACAACGAUCAAUUGCCUAUGAGGUCUUGAAAGAUUGUUCUUGGGCUUAAAGGUUGAUAAUAUAUUGGUUUCAUGCCACUCACUCCAUGUCUGCUCAUUUGUUCUUCUUUGUAUAUAAGAUUCACAAGUUGAGGCUUUGAAGUUGUGUUGACACUUUAGGCUUUUACAUAUUAUUAUGUUUUUCUUAGAGUGACCUGUUUUAUAUGAUUCUUACUGUGAAUGAUACAAUUGUUCGAUUGGUUACAAAAAAUUGUUUGUCAUAAGCAUCUUAUUAAUCCCAAGGAUUUGAUUGAUUGGCAUCUUAUUAAUCCCAAGGA